Messenger RNA from Glossina fuscipes, 665 nucleotides. It is a transcript of the gene Ccdc58, whose product is annotated as coiled-coil domain-containing protein 58. NCBI's taxonomy places the organism in Eukaryota, Metazoa, Arthropoda, Insecta, Diptera, Glossinidae. The transcript is spliced from 3 exons. Gene Ontology annotation, cellular component: mitochondrial intermembrane space; mitochondrion. The record is from RefSeq and is a predicted model, not a curated record. Bases 39 to 464 code for a protein of 141 amino acids.
CAUCUAGACGUAGAAUUUUAUAAAUUUUUUAUUAAAUAAUGUCCAUAUCUUCUUGCAAUGAUUUCAUGGGUUUCCAAGAGGCUUUAAAGAAGAUGCGAGAUAUCGAUGAUAAAAUAAUAUAUGCGUUAAAUACUUCCUUGCCUACCGAGUCAUUUAAGGGACAAAUAGAUCGUGAAAAGACUUGUCGCGAUUUGUAUGGUCAUUUAAGAACUGGACAUGAAAAACGUGAAGAAGCCAUACGCAAUUGUAUUUUGGUAUCAGCUGAAACAUUAAAAAGUCUUCGGGAGAAACGUGAUACUAACCCCAAUGACAUUGAAAUAGAUAAAAAGUUUAAAUCCGAACAGAGGAAGCUGCGCGUACUACAGUCUGAAUUAAAUGUUGAAGAUAUUGUUAAAGAACGCUCCUACAAAGCAUUUAAUGAACGCUGUAGAAUCUUUUUCCAAGCCGGUCCCUCAGUCUUAUGAUGCCAAUUUACUCGGAUAUCCUUUUGCAGUUGCGAAGACUUAAUUAUCGCUUUUCGCAAUAGAAAUUUAGUUUUCUUAACAAAUUAGAAAAAGUAAAAAACCAUUAUUUUAUUCAUUCUUAUGUAAUGUGCAAGAAGUUUUCUCAAGUUUUUUUAUAAUUCUAUUUUCUAUUUCCUGAGAAAUAAAUAAUGUCAAUGUAUC